Molecule: messenger RNA, 579 nt
Organism: Chara braunii
Lineage: Eukaryota; Viridiplantae; Streptophyta; Charophyceae; Charales; Characeae
Source: the annotation of a GenBank genome assembly
UGUGGAGGUCGACUCGAGGGAAGGUGUGCCUAACCAGGACGCUGUGUCGUAAUUCGUCGGUAUCCGCACUUCAAUGGGAGGUAGUCUUUUGUCUGCGAUUGCUGCUGCGCGGGGCGGAACUCGGUUAAUGAGGAGGGGCGGGCAGCGGCAAUGGAGCAAGUGCCCGGAGUCGAAGCGUUUGUCGACCACGAGACGUCGAGCGUUUGUCGACCACGAGACGUCGAAGUCCGCCUGGAUCCAUUACACUUCAUCUGAAGGGGGUCUUCCAACGGAAAUUUAUGUGGUGGUGGGAGGAGCUCCAUCCGUCGAAGCGACAGGCAGUCAUCCAUAUUCGACACGGGCUCGGGUGAAGAGGGUGAAGUGCAUGAAGGGGAAAAAGGAGACGAAGGGGACGACGGGGAUGAAAGGGGAGAAGGGGAAGAAGCGGAAGAAGCGGAAUUUUGAUGAAGUGGAUGACAGGGACGAGGGGGACAAAACAAAUGUGGAGGAUGAAGUGGAUGAAGAGGAAUAAAUAAUGGAAAGGGGUGAAGGGGAGCGAAAGGAAGAAAGCAUGGAGGGUUCUGAUGUGCAGGGGAUUGA